Amyelois transitella is the source of this 1093-nucleotide messenger RNA. RefSeq lists its product as uncharacterized. Lineage: Eukaryota; Metazoa; Arthropoda; Insecta; Lepidoptera; Pyralidae. Gene Ontology annotation, biological process: DNA integration. Bases 131 to 1093 code for a protein of 320 amino acids. The record is from RefSeq and is a predicted model, not a curated record. Gene Ontology annotation, molecular function: nucleic acid binding. The transcript has a single exon.
UGGUCCACAGCUAUUGUUGGCUGUGGUAAGAGAAAGAGUUUGGCCAAUAAAUGGUAGACGCUUAGCCAGACGAGUGGUUAAUAAUUGUGUGCGUUGUAAACGUAUUGCAGGCAAAACUUUGAGUCCUAAAAUGGGAAACCUUCCUAUUCAAAGAAUUACUCCAGAUCAUCCUUUUUUAUCUGUGGGCAUGGAUCUAGCUGGACCCUUCUUAAUUUUAAAUCGACGAGGCCGCGGUAGUAAGCUCAUUAAAUGCUACCUUUGCCUAUUUGUGUGCUUACGCUAUAAAUGUGUUCACUUAGAGGCUGUCAGUGACUUAUCGAAAGAUGCCUUUCUGAUGGCUUUUCGUAGAUUCAUAGCUCGUAGAGGAAGGCCAGUGGAAGUAUUUUCCGAUAACGGACGAAAUUUCGUUGCUGCGGCCAAGGAAAUCGGUCAAUUUUUAAAGCAAAAUUCGGAACCAAUUGUUGAGUUUGCAAGUCAAGAAAAUAUUAAGUUCAUUUUUAGUCCGGCAUACGCUCCUCACUUCGGUGGUAUUUUUGAAGCCGGGAUAAAAUCCGCGAAACACCAUAUCAAACGUAUACUAGGUAACAGCCACCUAACAUUUGAGGAGAUAACAACAUUGUUUGCGCAAGUUGAAGCCAUACUAAAUAGCCGUCCCUUGUAUCCUCUAUCAUCCUCUCCUAACGAUUUCCUCCCACUUUCUCCUGGACACUUUCUUAUUGGAAGACCGUUGGUAUCGCUGCCCUCUCCAAAUUUGCUUGAUUGCAAGGAGAUCACAUUAAGAAGAUAUGAACGCUUAGAGAAACUCCGCCAGCACUUUUGGAACAAAUGGCAACGGGAGUAUAUUUCUGAAUUACAACAAAGAAGCAAGUGGAAAACUAACUGCGAUAAACUACAAAUCGGUGACAUGGUACUCAUACAAGAGGACAACAUACCACCUAUGAACUGGAGACUUGGUAGAGUCUCCCGACUAUUUCCUGGGAAUGAUGGAGUCUGCAGAGUAGCGGACAUUGACACCACAAGAGGAUCCGUACGAAGAGCAUUAGUUCGGCUGUGCCCGCUGGUGGCACCUGAAGCAGAUGAUCAACUCGGUUGA